ACACUAAUAACACUACAGCAGGAUCUCUGAUGACUCUGCAAACAUGUCAGCUUUUCUGUUGACCAAAAACACCGUACAGCAAUAAAGCAUCUGAUUGGUCAUAUAUCAUUCGCUUCGCGUUUCCAUUAACAUAAGAGCUCAUCCAUGGCAACCAAACGGGUGCGGCACCUGCGCCAGGUGUAUUUGACUAUCAAAUAGCACAGAGACGCUGUGCCGUCUCUACCAGCCAGAGGAAAACAAGAGAAAAGAGAAGUCAGACUACAUCAAAGCCCGAUGACACCCCAGAAAACAUGAACUGGGGAUUUCUGGAGAGUGUGUUGAGCGGAGUAAACAAGUAUUCGACAGUCGUCGGACGGGUUUGGCUCUCCGUCCUCUUCGUUUUCCGGAUCCUGGUGUUCGUGGCCGCCGCCGAGCAGGUGUGGAAGGAUGAGUUCAAAGACUUUGUGUGCAACACUCAGCAGCCGGGCUGUGAGCAGGUGUGUUUCGACCACUUCUUCCCCAUCUCACAGGUGCGUCUGUGGGCCUUGCAGCUAAUCAUGGUGUCCACUCCGUCGCUGCUGGUGGCGCUGCACGUGGCCUACAGGGAGCACAGAGAGAGCAAACACAAAAGAAAGCUGUACCGGGACAAGGGCAGCAUCGACGGAGGUCUCCUCUUCACAUACAUCAUGAGUCUGGUCCUCAAAACCUCCUUCGAGGUGGCGACUCUCCUCGCUUUCUAUUUUCUGUACAGCGGCUUCAACGUCCCCCGACUGCUCCGGUGUGAGGAGAGCCCCUGUCCCAACACUGUGGACUGCUACAUUUCCAAACCCACAGAGAAAAAGAUAUUUCUGUAUAUUAUGGGAUGUACGUCUAUACUAUGCAUCGUGCUGAAUGUGGUGGAGAUGGUGUAUAUUGUAUCCAAACAGUGCUGGAAGUGCUUCAGUAAGAAGUAUGUCCCUGUGAACGCAAGAGUCGGCUGUCACAGUCCACCUCCUUCCGUGGUGACUCUCGGUUCGGCCGCGCCACACCCGUUAUCAGCGUCUAAAGAGGGUGGACUUCAUUCUGCACUGGAGGGAAAGGACAACCCUACGCUUAAUGCUGCGUGAAAUAUGGACUGUUGGAUGUUUUUCUUUUCGGAUUGGAAUCGGCUUAAAAUUCAUGUCACUCUCUUCGUAUAACCAAAUCAGACAAAAUUAAAAGCUUUAUUUCAUUCACAUUUCUAAAAGAACUAAAAGAACUCAGGUUGGUCAAGUGUUACGUGGGCAAUUUCAUAUUAUUAUUAUUUUCUAUCAAAACUUGAAAUAGAGUGUUUAUAACCAAUGUAUUGAAGCACCUGUUUAUAGUCUAAACAAAAGAAAAAAAUCAGUUUAUACAUGUUUCUAUUUAAAAAAAAAGGGAACAAUCAGUGAUGAAAACCUUUGGUAACAACUUCAUUUUGUCAUGGUAAAUUUCACCAUUCACCGUUUAUCGAAUGCGAGCACCGGGACUGCAGUUAUCUUCCGGUUUGUGUUUGGCUAGCCGCUAGUGUCUAAUAACAUAACUAUUUAUAUUUUAUUUAUGUUAAUAUUAAUUUGUAUUAUUAUUUUAUUGUAUUAUAAUUGUAAUUAAAUGAUUUGUUGAAUGUUGAUUUUAUUAAAUAAACAAUUUGUUGAAUGGGUCCUGUAGUUUGGUCGCAUUUAAAGAAUCCGUACGGUACAUUGACAUCUAGCGGUUGAGCUUGGUAUCACAGACUAAAUUCAAAAUAUUGGAGAGACAAGUUUGGCCAAGUAACGCUUCUUCUCGGUGUCUUUUGAUUGUUAUCAGAAAUAAUCUACAGGAGCUCUAUUGUUUGUGAACGUGUACCGGAAGUUAAAUUCAGCCCACGAACAUGCGCAUGCGCAGUAACAUUUGUUUAUGUUGUCACUUUGAAAGUCUAUAUUAAAGGAAUGCUUUACCCCAAAACGAAAAGUCUGUCAUCAUUUACUCCAAACCCGUAUAAAUUUAUUUGUUUUGCUGAACUCAAAGGAAGAUAUUUGG
Messenger RNA from Triplophysa rosa, 1995 nucleotides. RefSeq names its product gap junction protein beta 7 (gene gjb7). The transcript is spliced from 2 exons. The record is from RefSeq and is a predicted model, not a curated record. Gene Ontology annotation, cellular component: connexin complex. Gene Ontology annotation, biological process: cell communication. Lineage: Eukaryota; Metazoa; Chordata; Actinopteri; Cypriniformes; Nemacheilidae. The coding region runs from base 291 to 1085 and encodes 264 amino acids.